Molecule: messenger RNA, 3935 nt
Organism: Anolis carolinensis (green anole)
Lineage: Eukaryota; Metazoa; Chordata; Lepidosauria; Squamata; Anolidae
Gene: cfap96
Product: cilia and flagella associated protein 96
Exons: 8
Coding region: 2590-3531 (313 amino acids)
Cellular component (GO): centrosome
Source: RefSeq, a predicted model, not a curated record
UGAUUUCUUCAGAGGCUCUCUACAAAAAGCUGUGGAAACUGCUUGCCAUCUUGCUCAGUGAGGUGGUCAGGAGGGUAGUGGAUGAUGGGAGUUGGGGUUGUGUGCUAUGGUAGUGCGUGUUCAGGGAAUCCUUGGGUUGGGUUGCUGUGAGUUUUCCGGGCUGUAUGGCCAUGUUCCAGAAGCAUUCUCUCCUGACGUUUUGCCUGUAUCCUCAGAGGUUGUGAGGUCUGUUGGUAACUAGGCAAGUGGGGUUUAUAUAUAUGUGGAAUGAUGUUCAGGAUGGGAGAAAGAAGCCUUGUCUGUUGGAGGCAAGUGUGGAUGUUUCAGUUGGCCGCCUUGAUUAGUAUCGAAUGGCCUUGCAGCUUCAAAGCCUGGCUGUCUCCUGCUUGAGGGAAUCUUUUGUUAGGAGGUGUUAGCUGGCCCUAAUUGAUUCGUCUGGAAUUCCUCUGUUUUCUGAACGUUGCUCUUUAUUCACCGACCUGAUUUUAAAGUUUUUUUUUAAAUACUGGUAGCCAGAUUUUGUUCAUUUGCAUGGUUUCCUCCUUUCUUUUGAAAUUGUCCACAUACUUGUGGAUUUCAAUGGCUUCCCUGUGUAGUCUGACAUGGUGGUUGUCAGAGUGGUCCAACAUUUCUGUAUUCUCAAAUAAUAUGCUGUGUCCAGGUUGACUCCUGCAGAGGUGAGAGGAUCCCUCUUGUCCUUUGCUGAACAUAGCAUUUGUUGGAUUUUGUCCUUUGCUGAAUGUAGCAAAUGCUACUUUCAGCAAAGGACAAGCAGAAUCCCCUCACCUCUGCAGGAUCCACUGUAUACAAUGAAGCUGUGGACAAGUCUACAUAGGGACUUCCAAACGCAGCAUUGCCCAAACAGGAAUCAAGGAACAUGAAAGGCACUGCACACUAAUUCAACCAGAGAAGUCAGCCAUAACUGAGCACCUGAUGAACCAGUCUGCAACAUUCACACUUGCCUCAAACAGACAAGAGUUCUUUCUCCUAACCGGGACGUUCUACUUGCCUAGUUUCCAACAGACCUCACACCUCUGAGGAUGUCUGCCAUAGAUGUGGGUGAAAAAUUAGGAGAGAAUGCUUCUGGAACAUGGCCAUAUAGUCCAGAAAACUCACAGCAACCCAGUGAUUGCAAAAUGUCUUGUUUUGGCAGACUGUCAUCUGGUGUAGAUUCAGGGCCAUUCCAGGCAGGCCUUAUAUCCCAGGAUCUGAUCCCAGGUUUUCUGUUUAUCCCAGAUUAUCUGUCAGUGCGGACUCAUAUAAUCCAGGUUAAAGCAUAAAACCUGGGAUCAGAUCCUGUGAUAUAGGGCCUGUCUGGAAGGGCCCUUAAAGGUGUCCCAACACAUCUAGAAUCUAAGGUAAAUCAGCAAAUGUACCCUCUUUGCUUAAGGGGCAAAAUACUGGUAAAGUGAUUUCCCAAAAGUAUUUCUCCUUCAUAAGAAUAAUAAUAGCUAUAAAUUUAGUCACUAAUAAGUUGUUUCACUUUCAUGUAAGUGACUAACUCCAUGAGGUCAUCAACUCUGAUGAUAAAUGUAGGAAAUAAUUACCAUAAAAAGGUAAAGGUUUCCCCUGACAUUAAGUCGAGUCAUGUCUGAUUCUGGGCGUUGGUGCCCAUUUCCAUUUCUAAGCCGAAGAGACACCUCCAAGGUCAUGUGGCCGGUAUGACUGCAUGGAGCGCCAUUACCUUCCUGCCAGAGCAGUACCUAUUGAUCUACUCACGUUGACAUGUUUUGGAACUGCUAGGUUGGCAGAAGCUGGAGCUAACAGCGGGUGCUCACUCUGCUCCCGGGAUUUGAACUUGCGACCUUUCGGUCUGCAAGUUCAGUAGUUCAGUGCUUUAACACACUUCGCCACCAGGGCUCCAAUAAUUACUAUAUUAUGAUAUUAAACUCCAUGAGCACAACAGAUCAUCUUUGGAGCUUACUAGAGUCAUUUAAAAUUGUGGCUUAGGCACAUUUCAGCAAUUGUAUCUUAUUAACUGAAGUUUAUAGAUUGUAUGAGUGUGUGUAUAUGUGUGUGUGUGUGUAUAUAUAUAUGCAUGCCCGGUUUUUUAUCAUAUGAUACUUUGAAUCCUUCCCACAUUUUGGGUCCCAAAUACAGAAAUAAAAUAACAUUUUAAAACCAAGGAAUACUCAAGGGGUUCUGAAUUUUGUUGCUGUUGUGUGCCUUCAAGUAAUUCCCAAAUUAUGACAAAGUGAGCCUAUUACAGGAUUUCCUUGGCAAGAUUUGUUUGGAGGUGUUUUAUCAUUGCUUUCCUCAGGCGGAUAAAGUGUGGCUUGCUCAAGGUUGCUCAGUCGGUUUCCAUAGAAGUAUGUAGAUUCAAACCCUGGUCUCCCAGCGUCCUAGUCCAAUAUACCAACCACUAACCCACAUGGGCUCAGAGAUAGCAUAAGAAAAUUCUUGGAUUGCAUGUCCUACCUCUUCCAGGACCCACUACUACCUGAAACCAGUAAGAGUAGGUUCAUCUGGCUUCGGAAAAAUUUCUUUUCGGUAAAAAGUUCUCCAGAGGGAACAUCUACUGAGUAUCACAUAUUUUGGCAACUUAAGAUUCUGUAAAUUUCAAGAAUAGGCUAGAAAAAGAAAGCAAACAUGCCUUCAGAAACAGGAAAAACAGAUAUGGAGAGGAUUGGCCUCUUUAGUGAAAUGGAAUAUGUUACUAUUGGGGAUAAAUAUGUCUCACCAUAUAGCCGCCCUUUCAAUGAAGCUGCAAGCAAAAACAAGCAAAUGUUGCCAGGAGGCAGUAAAGAGAAGUCAGCCACCCAGGCUGGUUAUUUUGAUCCUGCAUAUGCAAGAAUCAUGGAAGGUGAAUGUUAUUUGAAUCCCGUUCAGCUAAGGAGACGAUAUCGAAUGGCAGAGGCAAAGAAAAACCUGGGAGACAAAGCCUUCCUCCCCAGUAAUGGUGAUAAAUAUCCUUGUGGUGUAGGAACUUACUAUGGAACAAUUGGAGGUUCAUAUCCUUAUUUUAACCCACAAACAAAAGACAAAGUUCCAUACGUUCAACCUGGCAAGAAUCUGUAUACCAAUCCAGGAAAGAAAGGAACCGGCUAUGGGUAUCCAAAUGUCACCAUUGGUAAACAAUAUUCACACUCGGCUGAAUUAUUUGAUACUGGCAGGAUAAACUUUAAGAAAAUAACAGAAGAACACCGUCGUCUAAUGAAAGGUGGACCUUUCAAGUUGAAUCUCUAUCCCCGAGAAUAUUUUGAUAUGAAUCCUUACCACGAUGACAAACCAUUGCCACCAGCGAAGAAACAACCUGCAGCAAUACCACCACUCCAACAACCUUUUAAGCCAAGUUCUCCUGGAAAGAAGCCUGGGGGAAUGAAAGCAGGCACAUUUGAUCCUUAUCCAUCCCAUUCUACAGACCCCUACAUCGCUAAGCUGCCUAAGCUUAUCACAACCAAUCAACAAGGACGCAUAUUUCAUCCAUCUCCUGGGGCUAAAAGCAGACCGAUAAGAAGUAUCAUGGCUGCAAAUGUUGAAAAGUCAUUAAAUGCAACGAACUACACAAAUCCACGUGUGAUGCCAUAUUAGCUGCCCAAAAGCAAGGUGAAUGAACUUUCUAAAAUUCUUGGCCCCUUAAUAAAAUUGUGUAGCCAAGGGAAAUGUGUUUUGUUUAACAAUCCCUGUGCUGCACGUGUUAUUGUGCUUCAUAGAAAAAGAAACAGAAGACUCUCUCUCUCUCUCUCUCUCUCUCUCUAUAUAUAUAUAUAUAUAUAUAAUUACUGAUAAUGAAAUAAAUCUUGCAUCAUAUCAAUGGAUGUCUGCUAGUACAAGAGUGGGGAAGGGGAAUUGCUCCCCAUCCAGUUCUGCCAACAAAAGCAGUGCUGUUAGUGGAUCUUGGCUGUUGUCUAUUCAGUAUAUUUUGCUAUAAAUUAUAUAUAGACUUGUAGAUAUUAUGUUUUCAAAAAAAUAAAUAUUUAUUUUUUUGCUUAAAA